AUGCACCAGGAGGGUGACACCAAGCAUUUGUCGGACUAUGGGAACUUGUUCACCCAGAGGCAACUCGAAGACUUGGACGCCUUGGCGGAGUGGGCUUAUCUGGCCACAGAUGCCUGCAUCUUCAAAGCCCUGGAUGAGGACCGUGCACUGACCCAGUGGUGGCUCAGCCCCUCGGUGCACCGGCGAAACUUCCUGGGACAUUUGAACCCUCUCUGGUUUCAAAAUCCCAAUCAGACCUUGAUUGACAUCUUUUACAGGGUGAAUCCAGAGAUUGUACAGACCUUGACGGGUGGUGCACUGCUUCUGCUGAAGUUCACCACUGAUAUGCGGAAAGCGCUGCUGGAACCACUCUCACCUUUGGAGCUCUACGGCUGCGUGGAAAGCUCCUGGAGCAUCGUCCUCGCUGCCAUUGGCAUUGCGAACAUCACCAAGUGUGAGGAGCUGCGGAAGUCCAUGGGGGUCUUCCAGAUGCAAAGUGCGGUGAAGGAAGAAAUGGAGCCAAAGCGUGGACAAGCUUCAGAUGACCGACUGCUUUCGGAACGGCGACUUCGUCCGGGCACAGGUUUUAGCCUUGGGAGAUCAUCGCUCCUACGUGCUGACGACGGCCGUGGCGGAGAACUUGGGAGUCCGGGCGCUCUUUCGCGGCAGGAUCCUCCUGGUCCGGAUCCUCGCUGUAUGCAUAUGCAAGGCGCCAGAUCAGUGGGGUCAUUGCCGCGCGCUCUGUGGCGGGAGCACCUUUAGCGCCUAUCAGCUGGCAGUUCAUGAAGUGUCCCGUCACGGGCAAAAAGGAGAAGAGGAAGGUGGCCAAGCCGAUGACGCUGUGACGAGUGAAGCAGUAGGCUUGUGCUGCUCCAUGGGGAUGUGUCCAUUGAAAUUGCAUGUUGAAACUGAAGCCACAAGAAGAUCCAAGAUCGGACAUAUGUCACUGAAAUUGUUUAAAGCAUGUUAAAGCAUGUAGCCGG
Molecule: messenger RNA, 962 nt
Organism: Durusdinium trenchii
Lineage: Eukaryota; Dinophyceae; Suessiales; Symbiodiniaceae
Source: the annotation of a GenBank genome assembly